GGAAAAUUAGAGGUUAGAUUAUGGGAAUGGGUAGUUUGUCUUGACACAGCAUGUCACUGCUGGAAUGCUGACAACACACAAGAGAGGUGCAGAGGGAACACCAGCCGGGAUAUAGGAUGCCUCGGAGAUAGACGAGCCCAAUGACGCAACGGGUUUACUCAAUACAGCUUGAAAGCGUGAGGGACAGGAUAAUACUUGCAGGGUUUCCCACGUCUCCUAUGACCAAACGCAGGCUGAUCACUUGGAAACUGACAGAUAUAACGUGACAGGCUCACAGAUCCUCCUCGGACUUCUGGAAACAAGCUUCUCCGGAUGGACCAACAAACUUUCAUGAUGGCAUACUUUGUAUUACUUUUUCUACCUUGUGUUUUCAGUACAAGGGGGCGCAUACUGUCUGCUGGGUAUGAAUCAAUGACCUCACAAGUGCCAUACAGCGGGACCCGGAAAGUUCUAACAACAGACAACAAAGAAUGUAAAUUCCCAUUUCGUCAGGGGGGAAGAAUUCAUCACCACUGCCUCACCAUCCGGUCCUCAAAACCCUGGUGCUCCCUCACUCAUAAUUUCGAUCGGGACCAGCAGUACGGUUUCUGUGCGCCACAGAAAAUUAUUCCAGAUGUUUCUGUCCACACGUCGCGCAGAAUCACAGAUCCAUGUCAGGUGACCCUCUGUCAGAAUGGAGGGGUCUGCACACGGAUCCCACACACUAAUAACUCUGCUGAGUGCUCCUGUCCGGAGAGCUUCACUGGCAUACACUGUGAGCACAAGAAGUGCUAUGAAAUGGUACACCUGCACUAUUAUGACACCGGAGAGACUUGGGGACGAAUUCACCUCCGUAAUGUGGAACAGUGCACAUGUGUGGCGGGGGAAAUCGAGUGUGAAAGAGUCCGCUACACAAUGUGCCGUUUAAACCCUUGUCAGAACGACGGGACGUGUCGACGGAUCACAGCCACCCGAAAGGAGGUGUGUAACUGCAGGUGGGGCUACGGCGGCCCCCACUGCAGCGUCGAGCCGGAGUCAGAGUGCUACACCGGCAGGGGCACAGAUUACAGAGGGGUGGUGGACACGACAUUGUCCGGCGCCCGCUGUGUGGCCUGGAACUCAGACCUGCUGUACAAUGAGCUGCACGUGGGCACGGUGGACGACUCGCCCCGCAAAGGCCUCGGGAAUCAUGCCUACUGCAGAAACCCAGAUAAAGACAAGAUGCCGUGGUGCUACACGCUAAAUGACGGCGCCAUCUCCUGGGAGUACUGUGACGUCCCCGCCUGUGUGAUGUCUGUGUCCUUUUCACGAAGGAUUAUCCCAUUUAAUGUCCCGAAGCCUUCCAAUCCCGGCAAAAAGCAUGUGUGUGGGAAAAGGCACAAGAAGAGGUUAUCGAUAGCCAGGGUCCGGAUAAUGGGCGGGAACUCAGCGCUGCCAGGGACUCACCCCUGGAUGGCAGCCAUUUACAUCGGAGAGUCAGACUUCUGCGCCGGCACUCUGGUCUCCUCCUGCUGGAUCGUCUCUGCGGCUCACUGCUUCUUCCGCAACCCCCUGAAGUUUCAGCUGAGGGUGGUGCUCGGCCAGCAGAGGUUCAACGUCACGGGUCCAAACACCAGGACGUUCGGAGUGCAGGAGUACAUCUUUCCAAAACAGUUCUCAGUGUUUAAUCCAACACUACAUGACAUUGUUCUGAUUAAGCUGGCGAAGCAGGACGGGCGGUGCGUGAGAAGAACUCCGUUCAUUAGACCCAUCUGUCUCCCGGACAAAAGCAUGGCGUUCCCUGAUAGCUUCUGCUGUACCAUCAGCGGCUGGGGACACAUGCAUGAGAGGGCAGAGGGUUACUCUAGUCUGCAGGAGGCUGGAGUGAGACUGAUUCCUCAUGACGCUUGUAAGAAGCCAAAUGUUUAUGGCAACCAUGUCACUACUGACAUGAUUUGUGCGGGGCUGAACGGCUGUGCGGACGCCUGCCAGGGCGACUCGGGGGGCCCUCUGGCCUGUGCGCAUCAUGAUGUCAGCUUCCUGUAUGGCAUCAUCAGCUGGGGAGAGGGCUGCGCCCGCUCCAACAAACCCGGUGUUUACACUAAAGUGACGAACUAUAUCGAUUGGAUCAAUUCAGUGAUCACACGCAAACCCAAGGCUUUGUGAAUGGAUGUUACCUGGAUAAUAGCUUUAAUAUAUAAUAUUUUGUACUUUAUUUUAUUGUUUUAUAUUUAUAAUGCUUGUGGAAGUUUAUAGAUUAUCUUUUUUAACUGUGAAACACUUAGUGACUGAAUAAACCUUUUAUGACUUGAAAAAGCUUUGAAUGUUGUUGAGCCUAAUACAUGAGUUAUAUUUGUAUGUAUUUUCACAAAGAAAAUCCCAAUUUAAUGUGAAUUAAGAAGCUUAUUGAUGCCUUUUAACCAUAUUGCACAGAAUUAUAGAACCG
Messenger RNA from Trematomus bernacchii (emerald rockcod), 2404 nucleotides. It is a transcript of the gene hgfac, whose product is annotated as hepatocyte growth factor activator. The transcript has 15 exons. The coding region runs from base 313 to 2124 and encodes 603 amino acids. Gene Ontology annotation, molecular function: serine-type endopeptidase activity. The record is from RefSeq and is a predicted model, not a curated record. Gene Ontology annotation, biological process: blood coagulation; zymogen activation. Gene Ontology annotation, cellular component: extracellular region. NCBI's taxonomy places the organism in Eukaryota, Metazoa, Chordata, Actinopteri, Perciformes, Nototheniidae.